AUGGCGACGGCGCGGGUCCCGCGGCGCUUCUGCCGCUGCGCCUGCUUCUGCUCCGAGAACUUGUACGUGGCGCGCUACGGGCUGCACCUGCGCUUCCGGGACGAGCAGCAGGUGCGCCGGGACUACGGCCAGAUACUGCGCAGCAAAGGCUGUGUCAGCCCCGAGGACUUCCAGCAGCUGUUCACAGAGCUGGAGCAGGAGGUGCAGCGGAGGCAGCAGCUGGCACAGGACUCCGCCGCCAGGAAAGCGCUCAUCGCCAGCUCGUACCGGCCGGCGCGGCCUGAGGUCUACAUCACACUGCAGGAUGCGGCUCUGGCCCCCGAGUUCCGGGCCGCGGUCGAGUACAGUGCAUCCCCGGGCGCACACCGUGAGGGGCUCCUUCAGCAGCUGGAGACGCUGUCAGAGGAGAAGCGGAUCUACCGGAUCCCCGUGUUCACCCUGGCCUUCUGCAGCGCGCUGCUGGCCGAGCUGGCGCACUUCGAGCAGUCGGACCUGCCCAAGGGCAGACCCAACACCAUGAACAACCACGGGGUGCUGCUCCAUGAGUUGGGCCUGGACGAGCCGCUGGUGACGCCCCUGCGGGAACGCUUCCUGCAGCCACUGAUGACCCAGCUGUACCCCGAGUACUGUGAGGGUCCACUGGACAGCCAUCGUGCCUUUGUGGUCAAGUACGCGCCAGGCCAGGACCGUGAGCUGGGCUGCCACUACGAUAAUGCGGAGCUCACCCUCAACGUGGCCCUGGGCAAGGCCUUCACAGGAGGCGCCCUGUACUUCGGGGGUCUCUUUCAGGCACCCAGUGCUCUGAUGGAGACCCUGGAGGUGGAGCACGUGGUGGGCCAGGGCGUCCUGCACCGGGGCGGCCAGCUGCAUGGGGCCCGGCCCCUGGGCACUGGUGAGCGCUGGAACCUCGUCAUCUGGCUCCGAGCCUCUGCCGUGCGCAACCGUCUCUGCCCCAUGUGCUGCCGGGAGCCCGACCUGCUGGAUGACGAGGGCUUUGGCGACGGCUUCACCCGAGAGGAGCCCACCACGGUGGACGUGUGCGCACUGACAUGA
This is a messenger RNA of Elephantulus edwardii (Cape elephant shrew), 1053 nucleotides long. It is a transcript of the gene OGFOD2, whose product is annotated as 2-oxoglutarate and iron-dependent oxygenase domain containing 2. The transcript has 7 exons. The record is from RefSeq and is a predicted model, not a curated record. Lineage: Eukaryota; Metazoa; Chordata; Mammalia; Macroscelidea; Macroscelididae. Gene Ontology annotation, molecular function: oxidoreductase activity, acting on paired donors, with incorporation or reduction of molecular oxygen; L-ascorbic acid binding; iron ion binding. The coding region runs from base 1 to 1053 and encodes 350 amino acids.